This is a messenger RNA of Capronia epimyces CBS 606.96, 1140 nucleotides long. RefSeq lists its product as uncharacterized. The transcript is spliced from 2 exons. Lineage: Eukaryota; Fungi; Ascomycota; Eurotiomycetes; Chaetothyriales; Herpotrichiellaceae. Bases 1 to 1140 code for a protein of 379 amino acids. The record is from RefSeq and is a predicted model, not a curated record.
AUGCGGCCACCACAGAGCGAGCCGCUUGACUUACAUAGGAGUGAGCGCGACACUCGCACACCAGCACCCGGGGGUGCGGCUCCUCCCUUUGCGCCCACCAACUCGAGUACACGAGCGAUGCGCUCAGAAGACUCGUGGGUUGAGAUCUCAUCGCGCCCUUCUUCAUCGUCCCUCUCAUCCACAAGCAACGACAUCGUCACGACCGGCCUGCAAAUCCACCCCUACGAAGAGUGGUCUUCUCGUCAACCCCGAGCGUCGGCCAGCCUCUCCACCCCUCAACCUCGGUCGACGAGCGCAGCUGGUAGCAGUCAAGACGAGUAUGAAGAGAGUGAGAGCGAAAGCGAUCCAGUUCUGAGCAGUUCCACCGAAGACUUCUCUCAUGAUGAUAAUGCAGACGACGAUGACACCUCCACCGCUUUGGGUGUUGGCACCAUUGGCAGAGCAUUCACGCCUCAACCCAAUGCGUUCUCCCAUCCGCCGUCAUCACAAGGCCGGCCCAUCCCAGACUCUUACUUCCCUACUGCCCCGUCCUCCACACCGCUCUCGACCAUCGGGGAACGGACCGUGACCCAACGAAGCUAUGAAAGACAAGCUCAAUCGAGGCACCGAACAGGCAAAUCAUCCUAUCGACCCGACCACGAUGCCGCGUUGCGGGCCUCCUUGACGACCCUGUUGUCAUGUGCCGCGGCCGUCCAGCCCAAGGGCUCCGACACCCGGGCCACGACAGCGGCACGACCCUCGCCUCAGCCAACCGCUCUUCGCCUGGUGCCAGAGUCGGAACUGGAUGGUACCGCUCAGGCCAGGAGAUCGUCGUCCCCGAAGCACGCCAAACGCAAGUCCAGAGAAUACAGUAAGGAGCGACAUGCUAAGAAAGUCCGGGCCGCCAAAGCGGCGGUGGCCAACGACGAGCUCAUCAACCCGACUCUCGCUUCUUGGAUGAUAUCCGCUGGCGUUGUCCUUGUGUUCUCGGCCAUCAGCUUCAGUGCAGGCUAUGCAUGGGGUCGUGAAGUCGGUAAAUUGGAAUCGGGCACCGGGAUGGCCGGUGGAAACUGUGGGCGAGAGGCAUUGCGCGGAAGUGGCAGCGGCAGCGGGCUCAGGCGACUGAGAUGGACUUCAGCCCCGAGCAGCAUUAGCGCAUGA